AUGAGCAUUCCAUGUGUUCUCCUAGGCAUGAAUGAAGUGGCCUGGCAGGAGACCAGAAAAAUGAUGCAUGCAAACGUUGGUCAGGAAGCCAGUGGGGUUGGAGCAGGGGUUUCCCCAGCUGGAACAGUCAUUGGAGCGACAUCAGGGCCAAAAUCAGGUGGAAACACCAUCCCUGCAGCUGCAGUAUCUUCCACUGUGCGGGUACUCCUCAGCUGAUGUUCUCAGGAUGAGGACACAGUUGGUAUUUCUCCCAGAGACAGGCUUGAGAGUGUUUGGGUGCCUUCGCCAGCAAACACCACUGGCCCACAGGAAGUAGCAUUUAUAGAGCUAGUACAGUUCGAUCUGUGGAUGAAAUGAAUCAUGAGUUUCAAGCUCUUACCCUAGAAUCUCGGGGAAUGGGAGAGCUUUUACCUGCCAAAAAGUUUUGGGAACCUGAUGAUUCUGCAAAAGAUGGACAAAAAGGGAUAUUCCUUGGUGAUGAGUGGAGAGAGACUGCAUGGGGAACUCCUCACCAUUCUAUGUCCCAACCUAUUAUGGUACAGAGAAAGCCUGGACAGGGUUUUCAUGGAAACAGUGAAGUAAAUGCUGUGUUGUCUCCACGAUCAGAAAGUGGUGGCCUUGGAGUGAGCAUGGUAGAAUAUGUGUUAAGUUCCUCUCCAGCUGAUAAAUUGGAUUCCCGGUUUAGGAAAGGAGCUUUUGGCACUAGAGAUGCUGAAACAGAUGGACCUGAGAAAGGAGAUCAGAAAGGCAAGGCUUCUCCAUUUGAGGAGGACAAAAACAGAGAUCUUAAACAAGGAGAUGAUGAGGAUGUUACUAAAAUAAAUGGCAGAGGUUUGCCAAAUGGAAUGGAUGCCGAUUGCAAAGAUUUUAAUCGUACCCCAGGAAGUCGACAGGCCUCCCCAACAGAAGUGGCUGAACGCUUGGGCCCCAAUCCCAGCGCCACAGAAGGAUUAGGUCCACUUCCCAAUCCUACAGCCCACAAGCCUCUGGUAGAAGAAUUUUCAAAUCCAGAAAAUCAGAAUCUAGAUGCCAUGGAACAAGUUGGUCUUGAUUCUCUACAGUUUGACUAUCCUGGUAAUCAGGUACAAAUGGACUCUUCAGGAGCUACUGUAGGACUUUUUGACUACAAUUCUCAGCAGCAGCUUUUCCAGAGGACUAAUGCUCUGACUGUUCAGCAGUUAACAGCAGCCCAGCAGCAGCAAUACGCACUGGCUGCAGCUCAGCAGCCACACAUAGCAGGCGUAUUCUCAGCAGGCUUGGCUCCAGCUGCUUUUGUGCCAAACCCAUACAUUAUCAGUGCUGCUCCUCCAGGUACUGACCCAUACACUGCAGCUGGAUUAGCUGCAGCAGCUACCCUAGCAGGUCCUGCUGUGGUUCCGCCUCAGUAUUAUGGUGUUCCAUGGGGGGUGUAUCCAGCCAAUUUAUUUCAGCAGCAAGCUGCAGCAGCAAACACCACAGCAAACCAGCAAGCAGCUUCACAGGCACAACAGGGACAGCAACCGGUUCUGCGAGCUGGAGCAACUCAGCGCCCACUUACUCCCAACCAGGGUCAGCAAGGGCAGCAGGCAGAGUCACUUGCAGCAGCUGCAGCAGCAAAUCCAGCUUUGGCUUUUGGUCAGGGUCUUGCUACAGGCAUGCCAGGCUAUCAAGUACUAGCUCCCACUGCCUAUUACGAUCAGACUGGUGCCUUGGUAGUAGGUCCUGGAGCAAGAACUGGCCUUGGAGCACCAGUCAGAUUGGUGGCCUCAACUCCUGUUAUCAUCAGUUCUGCAGCAGCACAAGCAGCUGCAGCUGCUUCAGCUGGAGGAACAGCAAACAAUCUCGCGGGAGCCACGAACGGUCUGUUUCGGCCACUUGGUGCCCAGCCACAGCAACAGCAACAGCAAACAAAUAGUAGCCUACAAUCCAAUUCAUUUUAUGGCAGUAACUCUUUGACCAAUAACUCCCAGAGCAGUUCCCUUUUUUCACAUGGUCCUGGCCAACCAGGCAGCACAUCUCUUGGCUUUGGAAGUAGCAGCUCUUUAGGAGCAGCUAUCGGCUCUGCACUUGGUGGAUUUGGCUCAUCAGUUGGCAGUUCUGCAAGUAGUAGUGCCACAAGGAGAGAUUCUCUAUCUACUAGCUCUGACUUGUACAAAAGAUCUAGUAGCAGCCUAGCACCCAUAGGGCAGCCAUUUUACAAUAGUCUGGGAUUUUCCUCCUCUCCAAGUCCAAUAGGCAUGCCUCUGCCAAGCCAAACGCCAGGACAUUCACUUACGCCACCGCCAUCACUUUCAUCACAUGGAUCCUCAUCCAGUUUGCAUUUAGGAGGACUGACAAAUGGUAGUGGUCGCUAUAUUUCUGCAGCACCUGGAGCCGAAGCCAAGUAUCGCAGUGCGGCAAGUACCUCCAGUCUUUUUAGCUCCACCAGUCAGCUCUUCCCUCCUUUGCGCCUCCGGUACAACAGGUCUGACAUUAUGCCCUCGGGACGGAGCCGGUUGCUGGAAGAUUUCAGAAACAAUCGUUUCCCUAAUCUUCAACUCAGAGACCUUGUUGGACACAUUGUUGAGUUUUCCCAAGACCAGCAUGGCUCUAGAUUUAUACAGCAAAAGCUGGAGAGAGCUACUCCAGCUGAGCGCCAGAUGGUGUUUAAUGAGAUCCUGCAAGCAGCCUAUCAAUUGAUGACUGAUGUGUUUGGAAACUAUGUAAUACAGAAGUUCUUUGAGUUUGGAAGCCUGGACCAGAAGUUAGCCCUGGCAACUCGCAUCCGUGGUCACGUUCUGCCCUUGGCCCUGCAGAUGUAUGGCUGUCGUGUCAUCCAGAAGGCACUCGAGUCAAUCUCACCUGACCAGCAGAAUGAGAUGGUGAAAGAGUUGGAUGGUCAUGUUCUGAAAUGUGUGAAAGAUCAAAAUGGAAACCAUGUUGUACAAAAAUGUAUCGAGUGUGUUCAGCCCCAGUCACUCCAGUUCAUCAUCGAUGCAUUCAAAGGACAGGUCUUUGUACUCUCAACUCACCCCUAUGGCUGUAGAGUAAUUCAGAGGAUCUUGGAGCACUGCACCGCUGAGCAGACUUUGCCAAUCUUAGAAGAGCUGCACCAACACACAGAGCAGCUAGUGCAGGACCAAUAUGGAAAUUAUGUUAUUCAACACGUACUGGAGCACGGUCGUCCUGAAGACAAGAGUAAAAUAGUUUCAGAAAUAAGAGGAAAAGUACUAGCUCUGAGUCAGCACAAAUUUGCCAGCAACGUGGUAGAAAAAUGUGUAACUCAUGCUUCUCGUGCUGAAAGAGCUUUGCUCAUUGAUGAGGUUUGUUGCCAGAACGAUGGUCCUCACAGUGCCUUAUACACCAUGAUGAAGGACCAGUACGCCAACUAUGUCGUUCAGAAGAUGAUUGAUAUGGCUGAACCUGCUCAGAGGAAGAUCAUCAUGCACAAGAUUCGACCCCACAUCACAACUCUACGUAAAUACACCUAUGGCAAACACAUUCUGGCCAAGUUGGAAAAGUAUUACCUGAAGAACAGUGCUGAUCUGGGGCCCAUUGGUGGACCACCAAAUGGGAUGCUGUAAAAGCCACAGAAAAAAAAACCAAACAAGAAAGAAAUGGAAGACAAGAAUGACUUGUGAAUGAUCAAAGCAUACAACUUAACUAUAAAUGUUCUGAUUUUUUUAAAUCUAUUUAUUGACUUUGUUCAUCCAUUUGUAAAAUUUUUAUUCUUGUGUAUAUUUUUGGGGAGUGAAUUAU
Chaetura pelagica (chimney swift) is the source of this 3717-nucleotide messenger RNA. It is a transcript of the gene PUM2, whose product is annotated as pumilio RNA-binding family member 2. The transcript has 21 exons. The coding region runs from base 354 to 3542 and encodes 1062 amino acids. NCBI's taxonomy places the organism in Eukaryota, Metazoa, Chordata, Aves, Apodiformes, Apodidae. The record is from RefSeq and is a predicted model, not a curated record. Gene Ontology annotation, cellular component: cytosol; cytoplasm. Gene Ontology annotation, molecular function: mRNA 3'-UTR binding. Gene Ontology annotation, biological process: regulation of mRNA stability; miRNA processing.